Exaiptasia diaphana is the source of this 2334-nucleotide messenger RNA. RefSeq names its product neural cell adhesion molecule 1. Gene Ontology annotation, biological process: cell-cell adhesion. The record is from RefSeq and is a predicted model, not a curated record. The transcript has 10 exons. Bases 151 to 2193 code for a protein of 680 amino acids. NCBI's taxonomy places the organism in Eukaryota, Metazoa, Cnidaria, Anthozoa, Actiniaria, Aiptasiidae. Gene Ontology annotation, molecular function: protein binding.
UUAACAAAAUUAACAAAAUAGUUGAAUCUCAGUUUCAGUACAGUUACAAUGUGUGUUACGGAUUGCUGAACAACAUUUUUGAAUACAUGAACAAAGCAGUAGACUUUGACUGAAGUAGCAGCAGCCAGAAAACACUAUUCGUUGAACAAGAUGGAACGAGGAUUGUGUGCUCUUCUUUUCGGCUUCAUUUUACUCCAGUUAGCAGUUUCUUUAGAUGCAGCAGCUCGAUUUAUCAAAGUUCCUGCCGACAAAGUGUACGUAGUGAAAGGCCAAACUGCUAAGUUAGAGUGGGACUACCAUGCUGAUGAUAUCAACACAGAUUUUGAUUCUCGAUCACCAAGAUGGUAUUUCCAUAACUACAGUUAUAUGAUUGGGUAUGGUGAUGCAUUUGAUGGACGUAAAUUUAAGAUCGACACAAACACUUGUCCACCUCGAUUACGAAUACCUACAGUACGAGUGCGUGUGGAGGGUAAAGCUACUUUGGUCAUCACAAAUGUAACUCUGGCUGAUUCUGGUACAUAUGGAUGCAUAUUGUUUUUAUCCAGUGGUUCAGUCAGUUCGAUGCCAACAAGCCAAGCUCAACUGAUUAUUACAGAAACACCAUCGUUUAUAAAAAAGCCAAAUGCAACAACUAUAACCAUUGAACACAUAUACUUGAAUAUGAAUUGUACAGCGGUUGGUCACCCAACACCAAAUGUCACUUGGGUACAUGUUCAGCAAUUGUCUAAMGUUCUUAGAAAGGGUAUAGGAACUGCAAUUCUAAGCUUAAUCAACAUUCAAAGAAAUCAAAGUGGGACGUACGAGUGCCAUGCAUCCAAUAACCCAAAUGAGAAGCUGGUCAGAGCUAGAACUCUUCUUAUUGUAAAUUACAAGCCAACGAUUUCAAAACCAUCGUCGCCUGCUAACAUAAGUUCCUGGUCUGGUAACACCAUAACCCUGAGGUGCAAUCUUUCCAGCUCACUACCCAGUCCAACCUGGACAUGGUACAAGCCCAAUGGUAACCGUAUUACCAAUGUCCGUAAUAUUACUAAUGGUAGUGAGGUGACAGUCCUGACAGAAGAGAGUGGUGAUUAUGGGAUGUACACUUGUAGAGCAGCAAACAUUGUUGGUAGCGACUCAAUCAUUAUCAAUGUGCUACAACUUUUUCCACCGGGGUCUCCAAGCUUUAAUGUUACAGAUAUCGAAGCUUCUUCUGCUGUUGUACGGUGGGCAGAACUAGUUGACAAUGGUGGUAGCAAAGUGACUGGAUACAAAGUGGAAAUCGACUCUAAGACUUAUUACAACCCUUCAUGGAAACCUAAUAUUUUCGUCAUUCCUGGUCUCACCAAAAACAGAGUGUACGUUGUCAAAUUGUUCGCCAGAAAUGUUGCAGGUUAUGGGAAUGCCUCGAGUAAGACUUUUACCACUAAAAAAGCAGGACCACCAGCUUCACCUGUUUUGAAAAUAAUUGGAGUAAGUCCUACAACAGUGACAUUAAGUUGGUCAAAACCAGAAGAAAAUGGAGGUGAAAUAGAAUACUACACAAUCUACAAGAAACCUGUUGGUGAUGAGAAAUGGUCGCAGGUUGGUACACUUUCAGGUGAACCGCUCACAUACACGGUAAAAGACCUUCUUCCAGGCAAGACGUACAGUUUUGAUGUCACUGCGAAAAAUAAAGAUGGAAGCAGCUUAAUGGGUGUUAAUGCGAUAACCGUGACAUUACCUGUUGAAACCACUACUCCUCACCCCUCAACAAGUGCUAUUGCAUCAACAUCAAGAAGUAGUUCAAGGCUCCACCCGUGUGAAGAAUGCAAUUGCUCUACAAAAGUUGCUGUUUUGGCAGCAUUCCUUGCACUCUCAGUACUUAUCAUCAUGCUGCUUGUAGUUUUCAUCGCAAGGAAACUUAGGACUAAUAAACGGAAAAAUGACAAUAAAGAAGAAGCAAUUUACUAUAAUGCUCAUGCCCUGGGAAUGACAUCUUUGCCUCAAACAGUGAAUCAGUCAAGUGCURGGACCAGGGAUCCAAAUCAAGAGCAUUAUCAGCAACUUAACCCUCGCACCCUGCAAAGCCCUGCUGAUGCCGUACCAACAUACGAACCAGUACGAAGCGUUGGCGCUGGCGAACGUAAUGAUCAGCACACUUACCAAGCCUUACGUAAUCGCCCAAGUGUUUACCAGAGCCUGCAAACAUACGCUAAUGUAACCACUGCUUGAUGCAAUUAAUAAUGCACUAAUGCACAAUAAUGUUACAUUUAUGAUUGUAAAUAUAAUCUCCAAUAGUCUAACUAAAAGUGGUCGGAACUUAUUUUGAUUACUUGUCGUGUGGCAUUUACGUUAUUGUCAUAAAUGUAUAAA